AUGCUGCUGGAAGCAGAGCUGGGGCGUGGGCGAGAGCGGCCCGGGGCCCCCGUGGCCGCGACCGUCUGCACCUUCAGCGGAACUCGGGAGAUCCCGCUGUGUGCCGGCUGUGACCAGCACAUCCUGGACCGCUUCAUCCUCAAGGCUCUGGACCGGCACUGGCAUAGCAAGUGCCUUCAGUGUAGCGACUGCCACACACCACUGGCCGAGCGCUGCUUCAGCCGCGGCGACAGCGUCUACUGCAAGGACGACUUCUUCAAGCGCUUCGGGACCAAGUGCGCGGCGUGCCAGCUGGGCAUCCCGCCCACUCAGGUGGUGCGCCGCGCCCAGGACUUCGUGUACCACCUGCACUGCUUCGCCUGCGUCGUGUGCAAGCGGCAGCUGGCCACGGGCGACGAGUUCUACCUCAUGGAGGACAGCCGGCUGGUGUGCAAGGCGGACUACGAGACCGCCAAACAGCGGGAGGCGGAGGCCACGGCCAAGCGGCCGCGCACGACCAUCACCGCCAAGCAGCUGGAGACGCUCAAGAGCGCCUACAACAACUCGCCGAAGCCGGCGCGCCACGUGCGCGAGCAGCUCUCCUCCGAGACCGGCCUGGACAUGCGCGUCGUGCAGGUGUGGUUCCAGAACCGCCGGGCCAAGGAGAAGAGGCUGAAGAAGGACGCGGGCCGCCAGCGCUGGGGCCAGUAUUUCCGCAGCAUGAAGCGCUCGCGCGGCAGCUCCAAGUCCGACAAGGACAGCGUCCCGGAGGAGAGGCAGGACAGCGACGCCGAGGUCUCCUUCACCGACGAGCCGUCUAUGGCAGAAAUGGGCCCAGCCGGUGGCCUCUACGGCAGCCUAGGGGAGCCCGCGCCUGCCCUGGGCCGUCCCGCGGGAGCGCCCGGCAGCUUCGCGCUGGAGCACGGAGGCCUGGCAGGCCCGGAGCCCUACCGCGAGCUGCGGCCCGGCAGCCCGUUCGGAGUCCCCAGGUCCCCAGGCGCCUUGCAGAACCUGCCGGGCCCUCAGCCCCUGCUCUCCAGCCUGGUGUACCCGGAGGCCGGCUUGGGCCUCGUGCCUGCGGGGGCCCCAGGAGGGCCCCCGGCCAUGAGGGUGCUGGCGGGGAACGGACCCAGCUCCGACCUGUCCACGGGGAGCAGCGGGGGCUACCCCGACUUCCCAGCCAGCCCUGCCUCCUGGCUGGAUGAGGUGGACCACGCUCAGUUCUGA
Molecule: messenger RNA, 1206 nt
Organism: Orycteropus afer afer
Lineage: Eukaryota; Metazoa; Chordata; Mammalia; Tubulidentata; Orycteropodidae
Gene: LHX3
Product: LIM homeobox 3
Exons: 6
Coding region: 1-1206 (401 amino acids)
Biological process (GO): neuron differentiation; regulation of transcription by RNA polymerase II
Cellular component (GO): nucleus
Molecular function (GO): RNA polymerase II transcription regulatory region sequence-specific DNA binding; DNA-binding transcription factor activity, RNA polymerase II-specific
Source: RefSeq, a predicted model, not a curated record